Molecule: messenger RNA, 9468 nt
Organism: Schistosoma haematobium
Lineage: Eukaryota; Metazoa; Platyhelminthes; Trematoda; Strigeidida; Schistosomatidae
Exons: 9
Coding region: 590-6529 (1979 amino acids)
Biological process (GO): negative regulation of transcription by RNA polymerase II; positive regulation of transcription by RNA polymerase II; cell differentiation
Molecular function (GO): RNA polymerase II cis-regulatory region sequence-specific DNA binding; nuclear receptor activity; zinc ion binding
Source: RefSeq, a predicted model, not a curated record
CAGGAUGUAACUCUGAGACGUAAUCCCUACCUAGUGACAAGAAAAAGAAGUUACAAACAUAAUCGAACAAGAGCUUAUUAGUCUGCAUUUCGUUCUUUCAGAUUUUUGUUCAAGAAAUCUAAACAGCUUCAAACUAGAAGACUAGGUUCUACUUCGUAAACACAGAUCUCGAAUGGCAUUCUUUUUGCUCAUUUUAUUCGAAGUAUAGUUUGUUCUGAAAGUAUUCAAGUAUUUUGUUUUGUUUGUCUUGUCGAUAUUUUCCACUUGGCCUUGAAAUGUGACAAGUUUUUAAAAACUGCAAUUAGAUUUCAAUAUCUGUUGUGGACUGAAAUAUUAUUUUGUAUUUAGACCUUCUAAUACACACGAUACCGUUAAUUAUAUUCUUCACUUUGCAAAAGUCAUAGUUCCUCAUCUUUAAUUGAAAAUUCAGUAAUUGAUAUUCGUUAUUAUUACGAAAAGAUUUUCAUAAUGUAAGAUACAUUUAUUUGACUUACUUUCGAACCCAUCAAAGUGCCUUACCUUGGAUUAUGCCUGAAAGAUGUCUUUCAAUGACUUGAGUUCACUCAGGAAUUUUUUACUUGAACUGUGAAUGAUAGAACUGGACGCUUCCCCAAAGAAGGGUCGAUGGGAGGAGGUGACCAGUUUAUUACCUUCUUCCAAGUGCACUAUUGGUAACAAACCCUUUGAGAUGAAUAAAGCCAGUGGAGUGCUUUGCAUUGAUAUUGAAAAUUUAGGUUCAUUCGGAGGAAACCAACAGUCAAAUUAUCUUAGUCCGUUACAACCACAUUAUAGUAUAACGUUCAAAGACUAUCCUUCCGAAUACGGAGCACUACCUCAGGCCGAUUGUGCAGCAUCAAAUGUUGAAUUUCUUUCAUACCCUCAUUCCAUGGCCGAUUCACAAGGCAAUCGUGACGAACUCAGCACUCCAAUAACAAUAACUGGAUUUGAUAAUUCUUCUGGCAUAAGCGCGGAUUCCUAUUUAUCUAAUCAAUUCAAUGAUAUUUCACAACAAUUACCUGGUCAUAAUCCUUUCUAUGCAUUUGAACAAUCAAAUUUGGUAAUUCCCAAUCCACUUCAUUCACAUCCUCAUCCAUCUCAUCAUCUUCAUCAUCAUCAUCAUCAUCAUCAUCAUGAACAUCAGCAUUAUGGUAUGGAUCAAUCAACAGAUCAACUGCACAAUUCUAAUAAUGAUAAUAUAAUUCCUAAUGAAAUUUCAACUAAUCCAAUUCCUCAAGGUGAUUAUAUAUUAACACAACAACAAAAAAAUGAAUUAUAUUCAUCAAUAUUUUCAGAAUCGAAUUAUUUUCUAUCAAAUACCACGGUAAAUAAUUUAUCAAAUGUACAAUAUUCCAAUUCAAAAUGUAUUCAACAGCAUAUACCUGAAUCAUAUCAAUCAGUGAUAUGGUUAAAUCAAGAACAUUCACAAAUACAAUUACAAGAACAUUUACAUUAUACAUCGGAUGAAAUAAUUACAACACAUAAUCAUAAUAAUAAUUAUCCAUUAAUAAUUAAUAAUGAGAAUAAUGAGAACAUGAAUAAAAAUUGUAAUGAAUUAUCAAAUAUUAAAGUAAAUAAUACAGAAAUGGAUAAUAUUUUACCUGUUCCAACUGAGACUGUGUCAACCACCAUGACUGAUGGUGAAAAUAUUCAUGUUCAGGACAGUGAUAAUGAUGUUAUCAUGAUGCGACCUUUAGUUGAACAGUCAAAUCAUUUUGAAACGUCUGAACAUUUAUCUGGGAAUACUGUGAUAUCAAAUGAUUUAAUUGAUAAUAUCUACUGUAAUAAUAAUAACAAUAAUAAUAAUAAUGAGACUACUGUUACUUCUGCCAAUAAUAAUAAUCAUCAUCAUUAUGAUACAAAUAUAAUUCCAUUACAAAUUUAUCCUACAAUAUUUCAACCAAAUUAUUCACCGGCUACAUCAUCAUCAUUAUCUUCAUCGUCGUCCUCUUGUUCAUCUUCUUCAUUUUCAUCAUUAUCAUCAUUGUCAUCUUCAAUGGUUUUAUGCACAGAAACAUUAACAAUAACUCCAGCAACAGCAAAAUCAUCAUUAGUAACAACAACCACAACAAACAUUUCACCUUCAUCUUCAUAUUAUACAAAUCAAGAUUAUAAAUUGACUGGUUUGAAUUUUCACCAACAACAUUUAAAAUCGAACAAUCAUACUGAUUGUAAUAACACUCUGGUUACUAAUAAUGUUAAUAGUAAUAAUAAUAAUAGCAAUAAUCAUUCUAAUGAAAAAAAGUGUAAAGUGUGCGGUGAUCGAGCUGUAAAUCAUAAUUUUGGUCAAUUAACUUGUGAAUCAUGUAAAGCAUUUUUUAGACGUAAUGCCCACAAAGGUCUAUCCACUUUGAUGGUAACUCGCAUGCUUCGUACAAAUGAUACAUCAUCAUUGAUAUAUGAACCGAAUCGUACAGCACAUAUAAAAUCAAGAGGUCUUGUGGAAUUAACAUGUACAGCGAAAUCCGGAGAACAUGUAAUCACACCAACUACUCGUCGUGAAUGUCCAUCGUGUAGAUUAAAACAAUGUUUUCGAGUUGGUAUGAGACCAGACCUUAUACAAGUUCGUAAAAAAGACGGAAGUAAACCACGAUGGUUGGAUAAAGUUCCACGUGCAGCUAUUGUUCAUGAACAACAUUUACAAUCUUCUGAAGCAUUACAAUGGUCAACAAAUAUUAAUAGUACUACGUUUCACAAUAAUAAUCACAGUGAUAAUAAUAACAGUAAUAGUAAUAGUAAUGGUAAUAGUACAAUUAAUAAUUCUAAUCAUCGCAUAAAAUACCGCUUAAAUCCUGAUAAAUUUUCUAAAAAUAAAACGAAAGAAUUGAAGCCUCAUCUAACUGAACAUCAACCUAUAGAUAUCAACAAUAAUAAUAAUAAUAGUAAUCGUAAUAAUAAUAAUAAUAACAAUAAAGAAAACAAUAUAAGCUGUAUGGAAAAAUCGAUUAAUUUGAAAAGAUUCAACAUUAACUCGAAUGAUUCGGUAGAAAUCCUGUCAGAUCCUUCAUAUCCUUCAAUCCUUGCUCCUCAUCAGCAACAUCAUUAUCAUCAUCAUUCAACUUCUAUUUCACCUCGUUCCCAUCAUCAUCAUCAUCAUCAACAGCGUCAACAAUAUGUAAAAGAAGAAGAAGUGACUAAUGAUGACCGAUUAAAUGAUUAUAUUAUAUGCGUAACAUCAAGUCCGUCAUUGAAUACAUCAAAUAUUUUAAAUAAUGUUCAUUAUUCAAUUACUUCAAAUAAUCUUGAUAAAGACUUAAUUAUAAAUUCAGUAGCCACUGAAAUAAUUACUGAUAACAAUACUAAUAGUAGUACAAGUGAUAGGACAAGUCCUAGAAUAACAACUACCAUAGCAACUAAUUAUUUUCCAGCUGAUACAGUUUUUCAUUUCAAUAGUUUAAUCAUUCCGAAUUCAUGUCAAAAUAAUAAAUACGGUGAUAUCAAUUUAACUGAUUGGAAUACAUCAUCGGAAAAUGGUGACAAUAAUGAAACUACUAUAAAUAAUGUCAACUGUAUUACGUCCUCACCAUUAUUAUCAUCAUCGUCUCUUAUCAUACCAUCUACAACGACGUUGACAGAAGCGACAGUAGAGAUGGUAAAAGUAACUUCUGGUAGUACUGUUACAAAUACCAAGAAAACAACGAUAGCAAAUACAAGAAUUAAUAAUAAUAAUGAUGAUAAGCAACCUUCAUUGAAUUUACUUUACACAGAACAUCAACAACAUCAUCAUCAUCACCAAAAUGUGGACUUCAGCACUUUGAAUGAUAUCAAUCACUUAGAUGACCUCAUUCUAUUAACUGAUUCUACUGAAUUGAUUGAACAACAAGAAAGUACAAAUCAAUUAAAACCACCUUCGAAAAUUCUAUCACCAUCAGCUUUUACACUACCACAACCACCACCACCAACAACAACAACAACACCACCACCACCAAUGACAACAACAACAUCUUUAACCUCGGCAAUAAUAUUACAUAAUAAUUUAUCUAAAAAUAAUUUAAUGUGCAAUUUUAUGAAUGAUCAUUCAAUUGUUUCACCCUGUAUAACAUCUAGCUUAAUGUAUUCAACUGAUACAUUAAUUAUACCUAAUAUACCGAAUAUACCAAAUAGUUUGACAGAAAUGUGUAAACAUUCAAAUGUUACACCAUUAUGGAGUACUUCAUCAAUAGAUGAACAAUUCACAAUACCGAUAAUCACUACACAACAAAAUGAAUCUUUGUUAUCAACUUAUUCAACAAAUAGUAAUCAUAAUAAUAAUUCAGUCGAUCAAUCUUUAGAAUGUAUUUCAAUAAAUAGUCAUGAUAAAUUAUCAUUUGAUUUAUCACUAAAAACUACAAUGAAUUCAUUGUCAAGUGAACUGUCUCCAUUAUUACCAACUUCUUCUGUUUCCUUGUUCUCUUCUUCGUCUUCUUCUUUGUCGUCGUCGUCAUCAUCAUCGUCGUCUAUUUCAAUUAGAUGCAAUGAACUACAAUUAGAUGUGAAUUCUAUUAAAUCUUUACAAUUUGAACAAAACAGUAAUAACAAUAAUAAUUACACGAAUACUAAUUACAUCUUACCGGUUGAUUUAAAUAAUAUACUAUUAUUGAAUGAAAGUAAAUUAUCAGAUGAUUAUCCAGUAAUAAGUAUUCCCGAUAGUGACAAUAAUAAUAAUAAUAAUAAUUCUUGGUCAAAUCUGAAUCAUCAUCAAUUGGAUUCAAAUAAACCAGAAUUACAAACAAAAUGUGAACAAAUUUUCACUGUUCUAAACAAAAAUGAUAAUGAAAUUGAUGGAAUGUCUGGUAUUUUCCAAAAUAAAAAUCAAUUAUAUAAUGAAAAUACCAUAACAAUUCCAAUAAAUUUAACUAAAGUAAAGAAAUCAUGGUCAAAUAUAUGGCAAAAUGGAUUCAUUCCAAAUCCUGAAAAAAUUGAUUUAAAUUUAGAUUACACUGAAUAUCCUACAUUGAAAUGGUGUCUUACAAUAGCUAAUAUAUGGAGUGAUUUAUUUCUACGUCGUAUUUCAGUAUUUGCAAUGUCAUUAUUAGGUGAUCUUAUACAAGAUAAUAAUAAUCAUGAUGAUAAAAUGGGAUCUUUGUCAAGUUGUCAUAACAACAAUAAUCAUGAACAUGAGGAUAAUAAUCAAAGCAUUAAUGAAUCUAAUAUAUACAUUUCAACAAAUGAAUAUUUUAAUGAUUGUAAUCAAAUUCAUGGAUUAUUUCAAAAUGAAAGAGAAAAUAAUAUAAAUCAUGUAUUGAAUGAUAUGAAUGAUCCAUAUUUAACAUGGGAUGAUAUGUUAUGGAUAGCAAAAAAUCGAUUUACAGAUUGUGUCCCCGUUUUAUUAAUUGGUUGUUCUUUGUUGGUUAAUAAAACUAUGAUACCAUCAUCAUCAUCAUCAGCAGCAGCAUCGUCAUCAUCAUCAACAUUAUUAUCAACCAAUUUUAAUCAAGAAACCCCAACAGAUUUAAAUCAUUCAAGUAACCAUUUUUCAAUUGGUAACAAUAAAUUCACUGAUGAUUUAGAAAAACUAUCAUUUCAGUGUUCAAUUAAUCAUCAUCAUCAUAAUAAUAAUAACAAAGAUGGGGAUCAUUGUUUAAUAUCCUCCUCCUCAUCAUCAUCAUCAUCGUCGUCGUGCUCGUCAUCAUCAUCAUCAACCAGAGUAACGACAUCAAAUAAGAAAUAUAAUACAAAAUUAAUAUAUUUUCAAACAGAACCUAAUUGUGUACAUGUUUUAGAUUUAACAAAAUUAAGUAAUGCUUUAGGAGAUUUAAGUACAGAAGACUCACUUAUCAAUACUACUACUAAUACUACUGAUAAUCACAAUAAUAAUAACAGUAGUAGUAAUGGCAAUAAUCAUAAUAAUAAUGGGAUAAUUCAUUCUAAAAUUGUAAAUCAUCAUCAUCAUCAUAAUAGUAAUAAACAAGUUGCUUAUCCAAUAUUAAAAUAUCUUGAUGCUUAUAUAUCUCAAUUAAGUAGUUUCUUAGCUCAUCAUCCAUUAUUAUUAAGUGCAUAUAUGGCAUUAAAAUUAACUGAUCCAAUAUUAAUAAAAAAUGAAGAAAUUUCUGAUCAAAUUAUAAAUGAUUCUCAUUUAAAUCAUAUACAAUAUGAAUGGAAUAUAAUUAAAAUUAAACGUAAUCAACGUUUACAACGUUUACAUGAACAUUUUUUAAAUUUAUUUCAUGAAGCAAUUGAUAUUGUUGCUAUGGAAACAACACAAUUGAAUAUUGAUUUACAAAUGAAUAAUCAUAAUCAAUAUAUCAAUAAUAAUAAUAAUACAUUUAUAUCACAAGAGAAAAUUGCUGCAAAUUCACGACGUAUUAUGUUAACAGAAUUUUUAGAAUGGAGUCGUGAAUUUGAUGCUACAUGGCAUCAUUUUCAAUAUGAUAUAUGGAAACAAGUUAGAAUGAAACAAACUAUAGAAUUAUUAUAUCAUAAUAAUGAAAAUUAUGAAUAUAAAAUAUCAAAAGGAUUAAAUGGAUUAUUUAAUAAACAAUUAAAAUUGAAUGAAAAUGAUUUAUUCAGUAUAUUAUGGGAUGCUAAAAAUGAACAAUCAUUCACUAUGUAGUAGCAUAUUGAUGUUAAUGAUGAUGCCGAUGAUGAUGAUGAUGAUAAUGAUGGUGAUGAUGAUGAUGCUGCUGCUGAUGAUGAUGAUGCUGAUGAUGGUGAUGAUAUGGUUGAAAUUUCGUGAUAUUCACUUCAUGUGAUCAUCAAAAUGUCUUCCAAAAUUGAUUUAUUUUCAUUUAAACAAAAAAAGAGAAUUCCUUAUCUUAAUCUACUCUAAUAUAAAACAAUAUUCUGCUGAAUAAUUGUGACGUUUGGAGAAUCAGAAAAGUAUACACUCACACACACACACACACACGCAUACACAUAUAUACCUACAGAGAGAGACAGAGGGAGAGAGAGAGAGAAAGACAUAGGAAGGAGACUAAAACUUGAGAAAGAAUCCCUUACAUAAUUGUACAGAUAAACAAUCUUAAUCAUAUAUGCUUGUAUAAUUUAGAAAAGAACAAAAAACUAAACAUGAUCCAAAUAAAGAUAUUCCUUCUUUUUUUUCUCUUCACAUUCACAUAUAUAGAUCACUGCAAAUACAGUAAAGACAUGUAAUAAUAAUAAUAAUAAUAAUAAUAAUAAUACGUUGCAAUUUACAAAUUCACUAUUUUCAGUACACAAACUAUUUAAACAAGAAUACAGAAAUCGUUUGUUUCUUAAAAAAAAAAAAAUUUUCUCCCGCCUUUUUUUCGUUUCUAUUUGUACUCACGUGUGCACGUACAUGCGCACACACAUACACACAUAUAUAUACUCACACUCACAUACAUACAAUCAUUAAAUAAUUCAUGAAUAGUAAUUGUAUGAUAUAGUGAAUUGUGUUCUUUCUAGCAAUUGCUCAAUGGAAACUAAUGUGUUUUGGCUUUGUUAAUAACUCUGUUUUCUUUUUCUUUUUCUUUUCUUCAGUAGUAUAUAUUGUAUUUACUUUAUAUUAAUAUUGAUCUGUCAUUGUUUGUUUGCAUUUUGUUUGAGUCAAAAGUCUUCUAUUUCUGUUUUUGUUUUCUUUCUUUUUCUUCUUUAAUACCUGGUUACCUGGUUAUUUCGAAUUUCUUUUUUUUUCUUUCCAAUAUGUAUUCCUUUAAAUAUUUUAGAUCUAUCAAAGUGCCUUCAAUACUUUGUCAGAUUAUCAUUUUCUUCUUUAUCUUCUUCUUGUUUUUUGCAUUUUAUUCUUAAGUUAUAACAAUACAGUGUUGUUUUUGUUUUGAUUAUAAUCAUUUCUUCUAUCUGUUUUCUUAAAUGGAUCUUUAUAUAAUAGAUAAAAAUAGUUACCAUGGCUACAAUCAUUUUAAGCGUGUCUCUAUUCAAACAUAAUGUACAUGCUUAAAAAAAGCCAAUAGUAUUCAAUUCAUUUAAUGUUAAUAAGAAAUUUCGAAUUACAUUAUUUGUAAUUCCAUAAAGAUGUUUGUCUAACUGGGGAUUGUUUUCUUUUUUUCGAGGAAAGUAACGAUUACAUAAUAUUUUUCUGAUAACAGUACUAAGUGCCCUUCUGAUUUUUCGGUUACUUCUAAUCGAUGAACAUAUUUCACGAUUUUGCAUUUGGUUUUCUUGGUUAUUUUGUUUUGAAUUAGCCAUCUAUUUAAGCACUACUGCAAUGAACAUUAAUAUUCUGAUGAGGAUGAUGAUAAUAUUAGCAGUAGUCAUAGUUAUACAGUAAUAUUGUACUGACUUUUAUUGUACUCAAAUCAAUAUCUUUGUGUUUUGUUGAUAAAUCUACGUUUUUUUUUUGUUUUUGUUUAUAUAUACAUACAAUAUUAGUAAGUUUUUGAAAUCCAAUCAACAAACAAUGUUCUAGGCAUCUUUAUUUUCUUUUGUUUUUCUUUUUCUUUUCUUUUCUUUCUUUUAUGUUUGUUCUUUUUCUUUUUUAAGAAAUCCUUCUUAUUGUAUACAAUUUUCUUGCCUUAUAUUCAAUAAUUCAUUUCAAUUGUUCCUUAUACUAACUAAAACUUCAUUAUUAUUAUUAUUGUAUAUGUAUCUUUAUUGUACUUCAACUUCAACAUUAUUCAAUUGAAAUUGAAUUCAUUGAACAAGUUACAAAACAAAGAAAGAAAGAAAAAAAGAAAAAAAACCAAUUUUUUUCUUCUUCUACUUUUUUUUUUCAUUCUGGUUUAUAGUUUGUAUUGUUCAGUUCAUUUCAACUAUGCGACAUUUAAAUUUUAAAGUCGCGCCAGUUGAUUUUUCAACAAAAAAAAGAAGAAGAGGAAAGAAAAUUAUUUGUAUAAAUCAAUGGAAGGAAAGAAAUAAGAAAAAAAAAGAAAUAGAAUUUUAAUUAAUAAAAAUAAACGUUUGUUAUAAAUUGGAAUGUUGCUUUUUUUUUCUUCUUAAAUCGAAUUGCUACGUAGGUAUGAUAAAAAGUAAGCUAACCAACUUGUUCAUUAGUCAACCAGAUAGAUAGAUAGACAGAUAGAUAGAUGUGUGGACAGAUAGACAGUCAUGACUGUCUGAUACCGGUUGAAGUUUUGUUGAGACUUUAGGUCCCGACCGUUGUUGCUACCUUGACGUGGUAGUCCAGCUUGCCUAUCGUGAUCAAGCAACUGAGCUAUACUGGCCGAAACAACUGUUCCUCAAGGUCCUACCAUGUUAGACAGGUCGGUUGAAGAGCGGUAAGACUAAAAACAGCAAACCCAAGGUCCGAAGGCGAAUUCGUACUGCUGACUGUACAGAGGUGUGACAGCAGUAAGGUGUUUCCUUCAGACGACCAGCAUGACAGCGAUGCUGCCUUCCCACAAGGAGGGGUGGGAUUAGAAAAGGUCGACACUAAAAAUGCACACCUCGCCUUAUCCCACAGAUAUCCGUCUCCAACGGUAAGGUCUCAAAAAGUACGGAGCUAACACGAAAAUUACCCAUAAAAAGUCGUGUGCGACCGAUUUCAAGCAGUUGUCCCUUGGGCACUGUGGUCACGCUCUCAGGUCACUAAUCCAAUUUCCUCUUCAGGCACCUCCCGAAGAACCCUCCCACGGU